Messenger RNA from Branchiostoma floridae (Florida lancelet), 1062 nucleotides. RefSeq lists its product as uncharacterized. Gene Ontology annotation, molecular function: oxidoreductase activity; ferrous iron binding. Lineage: Eukaryota; Metazoa; Chordata; Leptocardii; Amphioxiformes; Branchiostomatidae. The record is from RefSeq and is a predicted model, not a curated record. Bases 67 to 1062 code for a protein of 331 amino acids. The transcript has 5 exons.
ACAGGAACUUUGUAUCUCUUUCUCGCCAACUGUUCACGAGCUAAAACCUCCCCAUACGCUACCACCAUGGUGUUGGUGGGGAGCGUGGUCUUGCCGCACGGCACGAUGAUUUUCGACGGCGACUCGAAUUCCUCGAACGAAGCUUGUCGACAGCGAAACGGCGCCCUGGACGAUGGCAUGAAAACGUCGUGCUCCAAUCUGUACAAAGCUUGCAUCACUGCAGGUGAGGAGGUUAGGCGUAUGUCCCCAGACCUGGUUAUCCUGCACACCCCACACGGCAUCAGCCUGUCCAAGUCUGUGGGUGUGUUUGUCAACCCGACCGCCAAGGGCACAGCGGAAUGGAACGACUGCUGGGACGACAUCAAGCUGCAACUUCCAAUGGACAAGGCAUUGGCCAAUCAACUUCUCACCCACCUGGGGGACAGCGGAAUAGAUGCACAGGGAAUCUGCUGUUUCACCAACUAUGACGCCCCCUUGCGGUGGGGAGAGGUAGUGCCACUGUGGUUCAUUCAGAAGAACCUGAGGAACCCAGCCAAAUACUUGAUUAUGAGCCAGUCCCUAUUAAGAGGUGAGGAGGCAGUGAAACAGCGGGUGUUGGUGGGGAGAGCUCUGUCGGGGUUCAUCGACAGCCUGUCUGAUACCCGUGUGGUGGUGGCCAUCAGCGGAGACCUGGCCCACACCCACCCUCACAGCUGUGACAACCCCCUGUACCAGCCCAACCCCAGGUGGAACAUGGCUGUGGAGCCUGAUGCUGCCAGCAUGUUUGGCAGGUGCGCUGAAGGGUGGGCCAAGUCUGCACCUACAGACCUACUGACAAGUGCUGCAGAGGGAGUUACAGCAUCAGGGGAGACGUGGGACCCAGUUAUUGCAGAGCAGUGGCUGAGGCAUGCCAACGAGCUCCAUCCCAAGGCCUUGUCGUGCGGUAUAGGUGGCUUCUGGGUGCUUCAUGCCAUGCUAUACUCCCAGGUUGAACGGGGUGUUAGCUUUGCACACAAGUUCCUGGCCCGGGAAGCGCCAACCUACUAUGGCAUGAUGGUGACAUUGUUUUUGAAGAGACAAUGA